AUGUCGCAACCUGCGGAUCUCACAGACUCGGGAAUUGUUAUGGCAGAGCAGAGCAGCCACGAUGUGGUAAAUCAGACCCUGUCGGGCGGCGAGCCUUCGCCUUCCGACGUUCCUGCGAGCACCAAAGACAAGAUAUCUGCUGGAGGGGACGUGGGGGAGACUCAACAUACCACCGCAACAACACAGACGACGACGGAAACGAACGAUCCACAAAACCAACCAGAGCCCAGUGCUUCCGACUCAUCACUCACGAAGAAUGAGACAGAAAACGAUUCUGAACGACCAUCGACAGAAAAGGAUACCUCAAAGCAGGGGCCCGGGCCAGUCGCUUCGCGAGCACUCGAAAUGAACGGAGUAGCCUCGGUGUCGGAUGCAGGAGAGGAUACGGCUUCUCAGGGUGGCUCGGAGUCGGAUGCCAGUCGAACAGACGGUAAGCGUGCAGGCUCGAAGAAGCCAACAACGUUCAAACCGGUUUCUUUCGCCAAAUUUUCCGUGCCAAAAGCUCCGGGAGCGCUUACUACAGCUAAGCCGUCUGAUAAAGCCCCCUCGUCUUUGACUACGCCGUUGGGCGGGCCAUUACAGAGCUCUCGCCCGCGCUUGGUGGCCAAGACGACCAGCAGCCUUCGUGACUCGCUCUCAAAGUCGGGAACAGGUGCAGGCAAGGCAGGUGGGGGUGGACCUGAUCCAAAUCAGGUCUGGAACAAGAACAGACCCGUGCAACCUACGCCACCAAAGCAUUUGACAGAUGAAGAACUGAAGCAGCAAUACGGAAUUCACAUGACUUCUCGCAUACAAGAAGAUGGUGGUGGGACCGAGGCGAAAUGGGCCGAUAUCGAUGACGACGAAGAUGACUGGGCUCCUGAGACGAUCGAAUGGACUGACGGCACCAAGACGAGCCUUACUACUCAUGCGGAGGCAGUACACACUUCCGGCCAAGAUACUAAGACGGCGAACGAAGCGAAGGUCGAUGUUCCUGCACCAGAGCAAGUCCCUGCCGUUAAAGAAGUGCCCAAAAUCGUCACGAAGUCUACAACAACUAUCGGACCCAAUCCUACCGUUCUCAGGCUUGGCGCAAAUGCGGAAAGGCAGGCGAAGGGCGCAACCAUCUUGUCGAAAGGACCACAUGACAAGGCGUCGUUGGCGUCCACAAGUCCAGCACCUCCAUCUAAAUCACCUUGGGCCCCACUGCCGCCAAUGGAAAAGGUAUCACCGGUUAUGCCGCCUGUUCAAAUUCAACCUCCCGGACGUGUUCCUGUCAAAGAACACCAAGUUACCGAACCUUCCACCGGAAUUGUCCACCCAAAGGAGAUUGCGGCGGAUGACUUCAAUCGGUCGUGGAAAGACACACACGCUGGAACAACUCGUGAAUUGUACAACUCUAGAUCGGGUCGCUAUGAGCCUGUACCAGAGGUUAGGAAAGCACCGUGGCGAGCUGAGCAGCAAGGCUUCCGCCCUUCUUCACUAUUACAGCGGCCGACACCAGGUGAGCAGGCAGGACCUGCGGAGCCUUCUCCAGCAUUUCAAACUCAUCGGACAAGUGGCCAAGAUGCCGGGCAUUGGACGCGUCGGCGAACUUCAUCCAACGUCAGCGGAGGAAGUGGAGGCUUUGGACGUCGGAUGUCGAUCGGUCGCCCUGAUGGGCCGCAGAGAACGUUUGAAGCAAGAAGGGGCUCGCAGGUCAAUGGAAUCAUAGACCCGUCCCUUGCGAACAAAGAGUCGGUGCAUCUGAAGGAUGCAUUUAUUCACGAGGCUUCCUCUGCCCGCCAUCCUCCAGGUCCAACAUGGCCUCCACGAGCAGCUGCGGGUGCGCCUGACGCGUCUCAGCCAUCAGUGCCCUCAGCUCCAGAAGCUCAGGAUGCUACAGCGCAAGCKGCGAAGGAAGAUCCCGUCGCGAUGCAGGAACGUAUUAUGAAGGAAAAGCGACUUGAAGCUCGGCAGCGCAGGCUAGAGCAAGAAGAGAAAGAGGAAGCUGCAAAACGUGAAAGAAUUCGACAGAAGUUGGAGGCCCUGGGUCCACCGCCCGAGAAACCAAAAUCCAAACCCAGGGACUCUCUGGAAGGUGAUAAAGCUGAAGCCAAGGCGUCCCUCACGCAAGCAGCACAAUCCCCUCCUAAACCCCCGGUACCGGAACCAACUGGUGAACCGAAGCAAUACGGGAUGAUGAAAGUCCAUCAUCCCGACACCGUCAAAAAGCUCGUCGCCGCGAAUGAAAAAGAGAGAGCUGCUGAGCGGUCGGCUCCCACGGUCAAUGCUCGGCGUCCUACUUCGCCCGCUCGCGAUCUUAAACUCGAGGCUACUACAGGACCUCAGGAGCCUAGCGAUUUCCGGCAGUCCCGUCUUUCUGAGAAAUUGCCCGAAUCAACAAUUGAAGAGUCGAGUUCCCAAUGGAAGAGUAAUCUUGGGGCUUCGAGCUCAUAUUCCCCUUGGUCUUCGAAUACUAAACUAGGAGCUGCCUCUUCUGCUAUUGCGAAUCCUUGGAAGCCUCUCAGCAACGAUAAGACCCUGGGUAAUGGCAUAUUUGAUCAAACCCUCGGGGGCUUUCCAUCGAGAGACAUCUCCCUUCGUGGUCCUCUCGGCCUCGACCAACCUCCAAUCUCUUCUGGCCCACAACCGUUUUCUGCCCCCUCUCGACCCCAACAGGAGCCUACGUCAAUCUCUCCGUUGCCUUCUACCGAUGUUCGACAUGCGCAGUACGACUCUAUGACCACGGUUGUCCGACCAGGGCCAAUCGGGCCUCCAAGUGUACACCAGCCUCAUUGGCAACAGGAAUCACGUGUCACCGGUACUACCGGUUGGAAUAAUUUCCACGCAGUUGCUGCUAAACGUGAAGCGGAAGAGAAUGAGAAGCUCCUAAAUGAGAUGAACACAAUGCGUGAUAGCCAGCCUUUGCAUGUCACAUUCAAUGAAACAUGGCGACAGGUUCGUACUGGCGACCAGAGUGGACAGAGGCAGGUUGUUGGCAUUCAUAGAUCAACCGACACGUCAAGUUCGAUCUCCAACCAUCUGCCUGGUUUCGAUCAUCCUGUCGCGACUCUACCCUUCGCUGAGCCUCAUGCUCGUCCACUGAGUAGUGUGCCAGUUCGCAGUUCUCGAUUCUUCCCUCAGGCCACGGAGCAAUAUAAACGGCCAGCCUUUGAGGAAGAUGAGCAUUUCCGAAGCCCGUCUCCACCACCGCCAGAGGAACUAUCGAGUCAUCCAGUAUAUAUGAGUGAUUCUACCCGACCUUUGGUCCACCUUCCCGCCCCUAAGCCGAUUGUCAAACUUCCCCCAAAAAUCGUUGCACCACCGCCACCUCCGACAUUUGCUUCUAUGGUUGCUGCUCCCCCUCGCGUCCCAGCUCAAGCUCAACCCGUCUCAACCGCAACCUCCUGGCAGGAGAAGAUCAACUGUCUUUUCGGCAAGAAGACGGUACAUGAGAAGAAGAAUGCUUUGGCAGUCACGUCAGCAUCGAAAGAACCUCUCGAUGUCCAGCUGCAUAUUGCCGCAGUGUCUGUAUCUCUCCCCCAAUUUGCUGAGAAUAUGACUCAAGUUGGCGACGGAAUAGCCAGCGCCAAGCAAGUCGAAGAGGCCGAGGAGAUCUUUGAGGAUCGCGAAGCAGGUUCUUUACCUGUUGUUCGAGUUCCCAAUGCUGCACCUCCAGCAGCUUGGCAUGCUGCUCCAGCACCCUCGCAAUCCCGGUUACGGUUCAAGAGUCUCAAGCCGAUGCAAAUUCACAGCAUCGAGCCUUAUCUUCUGAGCCUCAGUGACAGGGAUUCAUCUGGCAAUUUUCGGGUGUCCAUCCGCUUCCCCGGCGCUAUCGCUGCGAAAACCGUGACUCUUCCAAAGAAGGCAGGGAGUCAUAAUCCUCGACAGCGCGGGCCCUCCACCUUCAAACCACGAAAGAAUACAAAAGCUCGGGAAGGACCUGGAAACUCUAAUACCAAGAAGACAACCACUGCGCAGCAGAACGGCAGCAGCGGCUCUUCGCCCCGGCAUCAACCGCGGAAUACAGCGUGGGCAGCGCGCACAAUUAGCGGAUCUCACUAA
Aspergillus pseudoviridinutans is the source of this 4026-nucleotide messenger RNA. RefSeq lists its product as uncharacterized. NCBI's taxonomy places the organism in Eukaryota, Fungi, Ascomycota, Eurotiomycetes, Eurotiales, Aspergillaceae. The transcript has 4 exons. The record is from RefSeq and is a predicted model, not a curated record. Bases 1 to 4026 code for a protein of 1341 amino acids.